CGCGAUACGUACGAGGGUCGUGUUAAUCUCCGUGAGAAAUUCAGAGAGCGUCCAUUUUGUCCGGUAUUUUACGAGCAGGGUCACAGCAAAGAAACAUCUGGGUCCAAGCGCAUCGCAUCCUCAACUGUCAAGCAUAGCUGUGUUGGUUUAGGUAGUGGACACUCAUCACAAUUCACGACUGCAAUGGCGGAUGCGGCUAUUUCAUUUUUAAAGGAUUUUUUAGCAGGUGGAGUUGCUGCUGCUAUUUCCAAAACCGCAGUAGCACCCAUUGAAAGAGUCAAAUUACUGCUGCAGGUCCAACAUGCCAGCAAACAGAUCAGCGCAGACAUGCAGUACAAGGGCAUCAUCGACUGCGUGGUGCGCAUCCCCAAGGAGCAGGGCUUCGUCUCCUUCUGGCGCGGCAACAUGGCCAACGUCAUCCGCUACUUCCCCACGCAGGCCCUCAACUUCGCCUUCAAGGACAAGUACAAGAAGGUCUUCCUGGGCGGCGUGGACAAGCACACGCAGUUCUGGCGCUACUUCGCGGGGAACCUGGCGUCGGGGGGCGCCGCGGGGGCCACCUCCCUCUGCUUCGUCUACCCGCUGGACUUCGCCCGAACCCGCCUGGCCGCCGACGUGGGCAAGGCCGGCGCGACCCGAGAGUUCUCCGGGCUCGGCGACUGCCUGGCCAAGAUCUUCAAGUCGGACGGCCUGAAAGGCCUCUACCAGGGCUUCAACGUCUCCGUGCAGGGCAUCAUCAUCUACCGAGCGGCCUACUUCGGCGUCUACGACACGGCUAAAGGCAUGCUUCCGGAUCCCAAGAACACUCACAUCAUGGUGAGCUGGAUGAUCGCGCAGAGCGUCACAGCCGUGGCGGGCGUGGUGUCGUACCCCUUCGACACCGUGAGGCGUCGCAUGAUGAUGCAGUCCGGCCGUAAACAAGCGGACAUCAUGUACUCCGGCACGCUGGACUGCUGGCGGAAGAUAGCGCGGGAGGAAGGCGGCAAAGCGUUCUUCAAGGGCGCCCUGUCCAACGUGCUGCGCGGCAUGGGGGGGGCCUUCGUGCUGGUCCUGUACGACGAGUUCAAAAAAUAUGUCUAGGUUAAACCCCCCCUCAGUAGCUCGGACAAUAAAGAAUAUAAGAAUACCUGGUACUACUGAGGCCUGUUACACUCACACCAAGUCCCUCAUUUCCAGUAGAGUAUAUCUGGGGUCCUGGUCAUAUUUAGCUGUAGUGGCCAACAACGUCCUCAAAUUGUUGACCUGUGAACUUUCCGUUUUAGGCACUAUGUACUUAAUUUUUGUUCUGUUGACCUUUUUUGCACAACUGUCAGGAACGCAAGUUCUUUUGACCUGGGGCAUUCAAAGAUAAUAAAAAUAUUGGGGAAAGAA
Molecule: messenger RNA, 1371 nt
Organism: Anguilla rostrata (American eel)
Lineage: Eukaryota; Metazoa; Chordata; Actinopteri; Anguilliformes; Anguillidae
Gene: slc25a6
Product: solute carrier family 25 member 6
Exons: 4
Coding region: 184-1080 (298 amino acids)
Biological process (GO): mitochondrial ATP transmembrane transport; negative regulation of mitochondrial outer membrane permeabilization involved in apoptotic signaling pathway; mitochondrial ADP transmembrane transport
Cellular component (GO): mitochondrial inner membrane
Molecular function (GO): ATP:ADP antiporter activity
Source: RefSeq, a predicted model, not a curated record